CGGCCACCAUCAUCACAGCAGCGUUAAAGCGGAGCAGGACCACCGACAGACCCGGAGCAGGACCACCGACAGACCCGGAGCAGGAUGACUCUCCCCCGCUGAGGAUCCGUCGAUCAGCUCAGAGUCUCUCGGGACGGACAGCAGCUCAGCACUCCUCCGACAUUUUGGCUGAUUUGGGCUAAAAACAAACAAAACUCCCCCGAAAAAUCACCCGUGUCUUCCCCUCCGGGAUCGGACCAUCUUGGCGGCUUUCCAGGCGACAUCCGCGGGAUAAUAAUGGCAGAGCAUCUUUCUCAGAGUGAGCUGGACUAUCCCUUCAAACUUCUGGAGUAUUUCAACGGAUUCAGGGUUUCUAAGGUGAUCUUUUCAGCCUGCGAGCUCGGAGUGUUUGACCUGCUGCUGAAGUCCCAGGAGCCCCUGAGCGCCCAAAAUGUGGCCCGGGAGCUGGACACCAGUGUGGACGGGAUGGAGAGGCUGCUGGACGCGCUGGUGGGCAUCGAGAUCCUCGAGGUGGAGACGGCAGACGGGACAGCUCUGUACAGCAGCACAGACGUGGCGAAUCUUUACCUGGCCAAAGGCAGCGCCAAGUCUCUCCACGACAUGAUCAUCUACCAAUCCCAGACCAUCUACCCGCUGUGGAACAACAUGGUGGACGCCGUCAGGGAGGGGAGGAACCAGAACGAGAAGACCUUCGGCCUUCCACCGGAGGACGUUUUCCAGGCUAUUUACAGGUCAGAAGAGGAGAUGCUGAAGUUCAUGGGUCUGAUGAACUCCUCCUGGGUUCUAGACGGACACGAUAUUGUGACGGCGUUCAACCUCUCCUGCUUUCAGAACAUCGUUGAUCUUGGAGGAUGCACCGGUGCUCUGGCCCGAGAGAUGGCGAAGGCGUACCCGUCCUCCUCCGUCACGGUGUUCGACCUCCCGCAGGUCGUAGAAACGGCUCAGAAACAUUUCUCUCAGGAGAGCGACAUGGUGGUGUUUCGAGCUGGAGAUUUCUUCGGCGAUGAAAUCCCUCACGCCGACCUGUACGUUCUGGCCAGAAUCAUUCACGACUGGCCUGAAGAGAAGUGCCUCACGCUGCUGAAGAAGAUCUAUGACACCUGCCAGCCAGGCGGCGGCGUCCUGCUGGUGGAGGCCAUGCUGUUUGAGAACAGACGAGGGCCCGUCAUGGCUCAGAUCUUCUCCCUCAACAUGCUGGUGCAGGCGGAGGGCCGGGAGCGCCCGCCGUCCGAGUACACCCGCAUCCUCAGCAAGACCGGCUUCCACAACGUCCAGCUGUGCCGGACCGGAAAGUCCUACGACGCCAUCCUGGCCAUCAGAUGAG
Molecule: messenger RNA, 1324 nt
Organism: Plectropomus leopardus (leopard coralgrouper)
Lineage: Eukaryota; Metazoa; Chordata; Actinopteri; Perciformes; Serranidae
Gene: asmt2
Product: acetylserotonin O-methyltransferase 2
Molecular function (GO): protein dimerization activity; O-methyltransferase activity
Source: RefSeq, a predicted model, not a curated record